Nelumbo nucifera (sacred lotus) is the source of this 2452-nucleotide messenger RNA. It is a transcript of the gene ACX2, whose product is annotated as acyl-CoA oxidase 2. Gene Ontology annotation, biological process: lipid homeostasis; fatty acid beta-oxidation using acyl-CoA oxidase. Lineage: Eukaryota; Viridiplantae; Streptophyta; Magnoliopsida; Proteales; Nelumbonaceae. The record is from RefSeq and is a predicted model, not a curated record. Gene Ontology annotation, molecular function: acyl-CoA oxidase activity; fatty acid binding; FAD binding. Gene Ontology annotation, cellular component: peroxisome.
CUAUUUAACUACUAUACGCCAACUCCGGAGAUACAGUGAAAUAGCCGUUUACUUUUUGCAUUGUCUCUCCCCGUCUUUCGACGUUCGAAUUCUAUCCUCUCGACCUCUGCUACCCAACGUUUCCAUCUUUUGCAUCGAAAACAGAUGAUGCAGAAACCUAACCCCAAUUCGACGGCAGAGGAUGAAGACCAUCGUGUCGUCAGGCGAAUCCAGCGUCUCUCCUUGCACCUAACACCUCUAGGUCGUCUUCCUCCCGAAGAGACCCCACUCCAGUUGCUAACAUGCGCCAGGGUGAAGCUUAACGUGAACGCUUCCCUGCUCUCUGAUUACAUGAGGGGGAAACACAGGGAAAUCCAAGAGAGGAUAUUUGAGUUCUUCAACUCUCGGCCUGAUCUUCAAACGCCGGUGGAGAUAUCCAAGGACGAACACCGGGAUCUCUGCAUGCGACAACUUCUUGCGUUAGUCAGAGAAGCUGGGAUUAGACCUUUUAAAUAUGUUCUCGAAGACCCUGGUAAGUAUUUUGCAAUCGCCGAAGCUGUCGGGAGCGUCGACAUGUCCCUUGGCAUUAAGAUGGGAGUGCAGUACAGCCUUUGGGGAGGUUCAGUCCUCAACUUAGGAACCAAGAAACAUAGAGACAAAUACUAUGAUGGGAUUGACAAUUUGGAGUAUCCAGGUUGUUUUGCUAUGACAGAACUUCACCAUGGUUCAAAUGUUCAAGGCAUCCAAACAGUUGCUACAUUUGAUCCAAGCACAGAUGAGUUCAUAAUAAAUACACCCAAUGAUGGAGCCAUCAAAUGGUGGAUUGGUAAUGCUGCUGUUCAUGGGAAAUUUGCAACAGUUUUUGCAAAGCUUAUGUUGCCAUGUAAAGACAAUGAAGGUGUUUCAGAUAUGGGUGUCCAUGCUUUCAUUGUUCCAAUUAGGGACUUCAAGACUCAUCAUACGCUUCCUGGUAUUGAGAUACAUGAUUGUGGCCACAAGAUUGGCUUGAAUGGAGUUGACAAUGGAGCACUAAGAUUCCAUUCUGUGAGGAUUCCUCGAGAUAAUCUACUUAAUCGAUUUGGAGAUAUCUCACGGGAUGGAAAAUAUACAAGCAGUCUACCCACCGCUAAUAAAAGAUUUGCAGCCACGCUAGGGGAACUUGUUGGAGGUAGGGUGGGCCUUGCAUAUUCUUCAGUUGGUGUCCUCAAAAUUGCUGUUACAAUUGCUGUCCGUUAUUCUCUACUUCGCCAGCAAUUUGGUCCUCCCAAGCAGCCAGAGAUUAGCAUUCUAGAUUACCAGUCGCAGCAACACAAGCUUAUGCCUAUGCUGGCUUCAACCUAUGCAUUCCACUUUGCAACUCUCUAUUUGGUGGAAAAAUAUUCUGACAUGAAGAAGUCACAUGAUGAAAAUGUGGUAGGAGAUGUUCAUUCACUUUCUGCUGGCCUCAAGGCUUAUGUAACAUCUUAUACGGCCAAAUCCUUGAGCAUCUGCCGUGAAGCCUGUGGAGGCCAUGGGUAUGCUGCUGUUAAUCGGUUUGGUACCCUGCGUAAUGAUCAUGACAUAUUUCAGACAUUUGAAGGGGACAACACUGUUCUUCUGCAGCAGGUGGCAGCAGACCUUUUGAAGCAAUACAAGGAGAAAUUUCAAGGUGGGACACUAGCAGUCACAUGGAACUACCUGAGAGAGUCCAUGGGUACAUAUCUUUCUCAGCCAAAUCCAGUGACAGCUCGGUGGGAAGGUGAAGAUCAUUUAAGAGAUCCAAACUUCCAGCUGGAUGCCUUCAGGUAUCGGACAUCUCGGUUGCUUCAAAGUGUUGCUGUACGCCUUCGGAAACACUCUAAGACUCUAGGAGGCUUUGGUGCUUGGAAUAGAUGUUUGAAUCAUCUCCUGACAGUUGCAGAGUCUCACAUUGAAUCAGUCAUCCUUGCAAAGUUUAUUGAGGCUGUACAGAAAUGCCCUGAUGACAACACUAGAGCUGCUCUGAAGCUCAUCUGUGAUCUUUAUGCCCUCAAUCGAAUUUGGAAUGAUAUUGGGACCUACCGUAAUGUAGAUUAUGUGGCCCCCAAUAAGGCUAAGGCUAUACACAAGCUGACAGAGUAUCUGAGUUUCCAAGUAAGAAAUAUUGCUAGGGAAUUUGUAGUCGCAUUUGAUCUCCCAGAUCAUGUGUUGCGGGCCCCUAUUGGCUUGGAGUCAGAAGCUUAUACUCAUUAUACACAGUACGUUGGAUUUUAAACUUUGAGAUGGAUUCAUUCAAAUCACCACUGGGGAUGCUGAAUAAUACCGAUGGCCGUUGUGUUUAACGGUCUCUGAACACACUAGAUUUGGCAAAUUUCUUCGGAUUGGCAGGAUUUUCCAUCUCAUCAUGCUUGGGGAGUAGUGUCAAAAAUCUAAGUGUACACUUGAAAAAGUAGUUGCUUGUAAGAAUAUUUACCAAUAAUUAAUCAAUUCUAAAUCAUUUCUUAUUUAGACUGCA